AGCUUGUUAAAAACAUCGUUUACUAAGAAUGUGAAACUUCAACGAAUUAUAUCAUGUGUUGAUAUUACAAGGAUAUUGUUAUUUGAAGAAGUUUGAGGUGCUAUUAUACGCGUGCUACUUGUUUGGGACCCGUUUGUCACCCAGCUCGACUUCUUCGAUUAUUCGAUUUUACUAUUUCAAUGAAAAAUAUAAUAUUAUAAGUCAUUUGAUCAUUUCAUGUAUGAACUUGACAAAUCUGUUGUACAAUCAUAUGGUAGUGGUAUCUCUGCUAAACUUUAAUGAUCAACACACGUGAGGUGAAAAAUUUACAAAGCAGAAGCCAUGGAUCUCCUGGUGCAAGGGAUGUGUAUUGUGUAUUAUCUCUCGAUCAAGAAGAAAUAUUUAGAACAACAACAAUGGAAAGAACUCUCAAUCCAUUUUUUGGAGAAGAAUUUCAAUUUGAAGUACCUAGAAAAUUUCGUUAUCUUGGCAUUUAUGUUUAUGAUCGUGAUAGACAUUUAAAGCAAGAUAAAAUUUUGGGCAAGGUAGCAAUAAAAAGAGAAGAUUUAGCAACGUAUCAUAAUAAGGAACAUUGGUUUCCCUUGAGACUAGUUGAUGCUGAUUCUGAAGUGCAAGGUAAAGCACAUUUGGAACUUGCCCUUCAACCUCAAAUUGGAUACGCUCAACCUAAACUUACAGUAAGGAUAAUAGAAUGUAGUGAAUUAACUGUUAAAAAUAGUGGUUGUGAUCCAUUUGCAACUGUUACGGUUAACUAUAGUAAUGGUAAACAAGUAUUAAAACGCACAAAAAUUAAAAAAAAAACGAUAUCUCCAUACUUUAAUGAAACAUUUGUUUUUGAGCCAGAAAUAACAGAAUCCAAAGAGAAGGAUAUUUCUCAUUAUCCUCUUGAACGUGGAGAAGUGGGUGAGGUUGUCAUAGGUUUAUGGCAUGCAUCUUCUGGUAUGGGAGAGCAACCAGCUUUUCUUGGUGAAGUUAGAGUUACUUUAAAAGGACUACAAAAGCAGCCGACUAAUACAACAACUGCAUGGUACUUCUUACAACCGCGACAAGUAAAACAUCGCCCAAGUAAAAUUUCGAACAGUUCUGCAUCACCUGGUGCAGUUCCAGGCUUGGGAUCUCUGCGGUUAAAAAUACAUUAUACAGCAGAUCAUGUUUUUCAAUCAGCGAUGUAUGAUAGAUUAAGGAAUUUGCUGUUACAAAGUAUCAAUAUUCAACCAAUAACAUCGUCCGCUGUUUAUAUUUUGGGAGAAAUUGUGGCAAGUAAAAUGGAAGCUGCUCAACCAUUGGUUAGGGUAUUAGUACACUAUGGACAAUUGGUUUCUGUAAUGAGAGCUUUAGCUAGUCAUGAAAUUUCUAAAUUAACUGACCCAACAACAAUAUUUCGUGGUAAUACGUUAGUAAGUAAAAUGAUGGAUGAAGGUAUGAGAUUAGCAGGUCUUCACUAUUUACAUAGUACGCUUAGACCAGCUAUGGAACAAGUAUUCUUAGAGAAAAAGACAUGCGAGAUAGAUCCAACAAGAGUAAAGGAUGCAAAUACAAUUCAAACCAAUUUAGCGAAUUUAAAGGAAUAUGUUGAGAGGGUAUUUACUGCUAUUACAACAUCUGGUGUACGAUGUCCACCAUUAAUGUGCGAAAUGUUCUGGUGUUUAAGAGAACUUGCAGCGACACAUUUCCCAAAAAAUAAGGAAGUAAGAUAUUCAGUCAUCAGUGGAUUUAUUUUUUUACGAUUUUUUGCACCUGCAAUAUUGGGUCCAAGAUUAUUUGAUAUUACUACUGAACAAAUUGAUUCUCAAACUAAUAGAACGUUAACAUUAAUUUCUAAAACAAUUCAGAGUCUAGGAAACUUAGUAAGUUGUAGAGGUGGAGCUGGUAGUGUUUGUAAAGAAGAAUAUAUGGAAUGCGUGUAUAGAGAAUUUUACACAGAAAGACAUAUACAAGCAGUUAAGCAAUUUUUAGAAUUGAUAUCAACUAGUAGCAACAGUGGUAUUGCAAAACAACGAACAAGCACUCAACAAGAACAACCAAUCGUAUUGAAAGAAGGCAUUUAUAAUAGAAUAUAUUUUCUCUUCAUGCAUACUGCUGAUUGUAAGAAGAGAGUAAUGAUUAAAAGGGCACAAGGUAGAAAACGAUUUGGUCGGAAAAAUUUUAAACAAAGAUACUUUAGGCUUACGACACAGGAUCUAACCUAUUCAAAAACAAAAGGUAAAGAACCUUUAUGUAAAAUACCGCUUGAAGAAAUAUUAGCUGUUGAAAAACUUCAAGAAGAUUCUUUUAAGAUGAAAAACAUGUUUCAAAUUAUUCAAUCACAAAGGGCAUUAUAUGUUCAAGCAGGAAAUUGUGUAGAAGAAAAAGAAUGGAUUGAUAUUUUAACAAAAAUUUGUCGUACAAAUAGCAAUCGAUUAGAAAAAUAUCAUCCGAGUGCAUAUAUUAAUGGUCAUUGGCUUUGUUGUAAAGCAGUAGCAGAAACUGCUCUAGGAUGCAGCGAAGUAUCGCCAGGAGUGGAAGCUGGAUUGCGUAUGGUUCUAGAUCCAGAUAGAGAUUUGCAGCGAAUACAUUCUUUAAUAUUUACGAAUAUGCCGCGACUUGAAACUUUAAUGAGUGCGUGUGAAUGUCAAGCUGUUUAUGGGGCUAAUGACAUGUGUAUUUUACCAGGAGGUGGGUCUCCUAUAGAAGAUGUGCCCUCUUGUUUUAAAACUUUAACUGCAUUAAGAGAAGCUGCAUAUGCUUUACAGCACGAGCAUAGAGCCUACUUUAGAAGAUUGGCGCGUGAUACUAAAUAUGGAAGCAAGCAAGCUCCAAUUGGUGAUGAUAAUUACCUUCAUUUAGCUGCUAGAGCUGGAUUUGAAAGUCAAUUAACGAAACGUGCUUAUGAAAUAGACAGUUUAAAUCAACACUAUGUAGAAACAGAUCACUGUUAUGACAGCGGAUUUUCCAGGCGAAUAGAGGAUCAACGAACAUACGAUGAAACAUUUAGAAAACGUCUAGAUUCUGGCUCGAUACAUCGUAGGUAUGAGAACGAAAAUAAUUUAGUACGACGAUAUGAAAGCACUACCGAUACUAUUAGAAGUAUCCAAAAUGAUCUCAACACAUUUGAUCAUAGUUUAAAUAAUACAUUUAGGACAGAUAAUUCUGAAAAAAAUGUAAAUUUAGAAAACAAUAGAAUUUUAGAUAGUUCCAGUUUUUUAGCAACAGAUGGAAUUACUAUUUCUAAUACAUUAUCAAGAAAGUUUAAUAGCUAUGACCAUACCAAAAUAUUAAAGGAAUGCACAAUAACAAAGUUCAAAGGUGACAAACCUGAUAUAUCUUGUAAUUCUUUGAAUGAGCAUACUAAUUAAUUCAUUUAAAUUUUGAAGAUGAAAACAUGUUCCUAUAAAGUUUUCUAAGAUAUUGUCUCAUAUGUUCAUGUUAUAUUAAAGGCACACUGUAGUCUUUAAAUUCAUUAAAAUCAUACAAGAUUAUAUUUCUUGCAGUAGUAUACAGUAUAUGGAGUUUAAGUGUAUAUAACAGUAAUCUUCGAGCUGUUAAAGUUCGGAAUAGAAAAAUAUUUUAAACUUUCAAUGCUUUAGAAAAAUUGAAACGACAUUUAAGUGAAAUGAAAAAUCGUAUCGUUUAGAAAGUUAUUUCUUAUAUAUUAAGUCAAAAUAUAAAUAUUUCAUAAUUAUUUAAAAUUAUUUACAAAAAUAGCCUUAAGCACAAUCGAUAUGGCAUGAAAUGUUUGUUGAACAGUAACAUAGGAAGAAACCAGAUUUCAUACUAUGCAUUGCUUGUUGAAAGGUUAAAUGAAGUUUAAGUGUUUACUAUUGUUCCAAUAUGUUGGGUGAGUCAUUGUUAGAUUUUAAGUUCUUGUUUUGUUUUAAUGACGUGAUAAAAUAAUCUGAAACAGAAAUUAUUCAUAUUUAAAAGUUAUUUUUAUAUAACUGUUCAGAACCAAUAUAUCAAUAUCAAUGACCAAUUUAAAUUAGUUCAAGAUCUCCUAUACUAAAGAUAAAGUUUCCAUUCUAAAUAUAAUAUGUAUAUAACUAUCAGGAUUGUAAUUUAAUUUUAAAAAAUUUGUGUUAUCUAUUUCUUCUUCAAUUUAAAUCUUUUAUUCAAGAUUUUAAUUUAAUUCUCAGACCCUUGAAUCUCACUUCACUUAUACUCUUCCACCGUUAUAUCUUUCUGUUACUAGAAGUACCUCACAGUACAGACCAAAACUUAUUGAAAUUCUUGCUCAAAAUCAGUGCGAAUAAAAAUAAUCACAAAGUACUGUUGAAAAUUUUAAACAUUAACCAUGUGUUUUUGAAAAAAAUAUUCUGGUCAGCAUUGCAAUUUUAUGAAGAGUCAGAAGAUCUGUUGCUUGUUGUAUAGUUUAACAUGGUAUGUCACCUGAAUAUUUUUUUGUUUAUGUUCUCGAGAAUUUACAUUUAUAUACACUCUAUUUACAUUUUAAAGCUAACUGAAUUUUUCGCUAAGCUAGAAAAAUCUCGUGGCAUUUUUCAUUAAUUCAUUUAAAAAAAGAAGGGAAAUAUGAGAAUCUCCUCCAAAAACACCAAAGUCAAGUUCUCACCAAAUCACGUCUUUAUUAUUGAUUUCAAAUCUUUUACAUCCUUUUAAAGUACAAACCAAAAUGCCAGCUCUUACUAGUACUUUAUCUUGCAAUAAACGUGUGAUCCAAUAAUUUCUUCUCAAUCAAUCCUCUAGAAAAGGGUUAAGUAUUCCAGUGCAGCUUAUUUGGAUUGUAGUAAACGUACAUGUAAACAAGACAAGAUAUGUUCCAUCCUUAAUGAUAAAUACAUUAGUAAUUAGUACAAAAAAUACAUUUAUGACAUAUAGUUCAAUUAUACGUAAUUUCAAAUAUCGUAUACAAGCGCAAUUUUACACACAUGUAAUAUUGCUGAAUUUUGAAGUUUAAUUUACACAAAAACAACAUCGAGUUUCCAUCAUAUUAUGACAGAAUUUCGACAAUUUCUAAUCUACAUUAUAUUAAAUUGUAUUAGACAAGAGACUUUCUUAAUUCAAAUUUUAUCUAUCAUAUCAUGUUUAAAUAUUUCAAAGUUACUAACAGUUUUGUUUGCAACUACAUUUUAUUCUGUGAUAAGGAGAGUUUUAACAUAUUGUUGGUUCAAUAUCGUAAUUUAAUAUCGAUAAAAUGUCAAAUAAUUGUUUUAAGUGGGCCAGUUUGUCUCUGGCGUAAAUAAGUAAGAUAGAAAACAAUUACAUAGUUAAUUUUUUGGGAUAUAUCCUUCUUUCAAUGGUGCAAUUUCUUGUUUCUUAUUAAAAUCGUUCUGUUUUUUUAUUAAAAUCGUUUUGUUUUCAAACUAUUAAUUUAGGUUACUUUUAUCGUAAAUUAAUUCUGAAUAUUCAAUUGUUUCGUUACAUUGUACUUAUUUACUAAAAAGUCUCCCCAUUUGUGCAUGUUGUAAAAAUAGAUACAGAUGGCGAAUAAUUUGUUAGAUAUUAAUAAAUACAAUUGAAAAUGUCUAACGUUCAUCGUUGAACGUCUUAUCUCAAUUACUAUAAAUAUUUGCAUUUGCACUAAACAGUGACUGUUAUGCCAUGGUUAAUCGCGGGUCUGUAUAUUUUAGGACUUCUUAUUUUCAAAUCAAUUCAAAUCUGAUCACUCUGACUUCUUUUUGUGAUGAACAGACAUUGACUAGCUAACUAACGGUUUUAAUAAAUUACAUUUGCAUUAAUUACGUUAAUUAUUCAAAUUUUUGUAUAAAAACAUUUACCUGUUUUGUUUUUGACUUUAUUAUUUAUUUAUUUGUAUUAGAUCAAUUAUAAUAAUAUGAUAUAUAUUUACAUUAUUUAAACAAAUUUUCAGCAUUAAACAUCUCUUUUUUUGAUUCUUAAUUAGUAUAGGUGAUAUAAGUAAUAUAAAAAUAGUAUAAAUCAAUUGAAGAAGUAAAUAUAUAAUUAUAUCUUAAAGGUUGGCUAUAAUGUAGUAAAACUAUUAGUAUGAAUAAUAUAGAAAAGUUGAUAUAUUAGCAACAAACAUCAGAGCAGCCGUACUACAACUAUAUCUGAGAACAAGAAAGAAUAAACUCAGUUAAACACAAGUUGAACAUUACAAAUCAAACAGAGUAUAAGCAUACUCAACUUAUUCUCUACAAAUUAAAUGUUUUUAUUGACAAGUUAAAAGAGGAAUGAUAAAAUGUUCUCCACACCAACAUAUUUUCUUUCUUUCUCUCCCUCUGUAUUACUUUAUUUUAAAAUAUGCAUUGUUUCGAAUUGAUUGAAACGACUUUUUAAUUGAAAAUAUACAUAUAAUGAAAUAUAGAUAUAAUAGAAACUGUACUUAAAUACUGCAUCAAAAUCGCUAGGCGAAUUAAAAUUGACGUAAUUUUUAAACUAAAUUUAAAACAUAAAUAUAAAAAUAUAAUAUAAAAAUUUUAUUGAUAAAAUCCAGAAUUUACCUAAUUACAUCCAAUAUGACUUAUGUAUGAUUAAGUGUUUUCGAGUUUCUCUUACAACAUACGUCAUUUAAAUGAUAACUAUUAAUUUUUAUAAAUAAUUUGUAUGAAAUUGUUCUUCAAAAAAUAUUUAAUACGACACAUUCUGUUUUUUCUGCAGAAAUGAAAAUGUUGUUACAUUCUCUUAUCGAAGAUGAGAACAUUUCUCUGAAUAUCUUGAGCUACUGAAUACAGAAAAAUAAUUUAAGAUAUAUUUUUUGGUAAAAAUAUUGAGUGACAAAACAGCUUGUUAAAACAUUUUAUUUGUUUGUUUCUCCUUCUUUUCUUAAUUGUAAUUCUUCUUAUAAAUUGUGAACUCAUUUCUACAUAAAUUUCUGAAUAUAAUUACAAAUAAAAAGAUUCAAAUAAAUGUUAGAAUUGUAACAAUAUGCUCGUUAUUUGAAUGUGAACAUCAUGUUAUGUUUUCAUGUGUUUCCAAGUUUUAUGAUAUUUCGGGCAAUGAUUCAUGUGAUUUGUAUUUGGAAUUUCCCUCUGUAUAAUAAGAAUUGUCAGAGCUACAAAAAUUUAUGUUACUAGUCAUGAUUUUUGAAGUCAUUAAGGACAGUUUAAAGUUUCCCUUCGUUUACCGUUCAUUUUAGGUUUGCUAUGAAUAUCACAGAUAUAGACAACUUAUGACCAACUUAUGUUCUGAUAGGAGAACUUCUAAUCAUUCUAUUUCUCGCCUAUUUACUAUGCCUACGAGAUUUUUUACUACACUCUAAUAGGUAGACCUUUCAUGGAAUCAGUGCUCAUGAUAAAUAUCUUUUACUCGUGCUUAUAGUAGUAUUAAAAAUUUAAUUAAAAUCACUGAAUGUCACUUAAAUGAUGUUCAUUAUUAAAAUAAAGUUAUUGUAUGACUUGGUUUCUAGAAUCAUCCUGAAUGCUUAUUUAUUCUUCCUUGAGACUAACAAAUGAAAGUUAGUACUAUUACCUUAUUAUUUACUCUCGUUAUAACAUUUUUAAAAAACUUUAUUUAAUUAAUUUACUAAAAUCAUUUUCUUAAUAUAACUUAAAGAAUGUUAACGUCUGAAGCAUGUGAUGACUACAUUCUUUAAGAUCAUAUUACAUACUCUCUCACAAGAAAGUAACAUUCAACAAACAUCAAUUUAAUCAUUAAAUUAUUACCUAAUACUUAUGCACAUAUGUAAAAUGUCUAAUAUACAACGCAAUCAUAUCAAAAUUAUAUUUUAUACAAUUAUUUUUUUUAUUAAUGAAACAUCUUUCCCUUCAAUACUCUCCAUUUAUAUCUAUAACAUUUCUUUUGUACAAAAUAUGUGCCUCGUUGAUUUUAUUAUUGAUAAUUAAAUACUUGUAUCUUGAUAUUAUUUUACAAAAUAUUUAAUAUAAAUAGAUUUCCACUCAAUCAGAGAUGUUCAUAAAUUAAGUUUUAGCAUAGGUGAUGUUAUAAACGAAAAAUAUUUGUUAAAAAAAUAUGUGAAAAUAUGAAACAAGGUACAAUGGAAUACGUUUUUUACAACAAUAUUUCAAAUGCAAUGAACCAUAAGAUUAUAUUUGUUAAUUAUAACACUGCAAUAGUAAAAACGUAUUAUUUUAAUUUAGAAAGUCUAUCUUAGAAGUAAUAUUGUAGUGCUGAAACAUAUGACCAUGCGCGUAAACAAAAAUUAGCAAAUGGAAUUUUCAUUAAUAUAAUUUUGCAUGAAAAUUAAAUUGUUUGUCAUUGAGACCAACAAAACUAUUUACUGUUCUUACUUCAAAUGACUCACCCCGUAUAUUUUAAACUAAUCAAAUCUAGCAAUAUUUUAUAGUAGAUGUGCAAUUACACAUAAUUCUACAGUAAAUGAUAAUAUAAAAAUAAUAAUAAUAAUAAUAUCAAAUGUGUAGUAAUAUAGUAAUAACUAAGUAAUUGCUAAAUGCAUUGCUAAAUCGCAUGCUGAUUAUUAAAUGCAAAUUGCUUAUGCAAGUGUAUAACUUCACAAAAUUAAUUACAAUAAUUUCCCAAUCAGAUAAGCUAUUGUUGUUAGAUUAAAAUUAAUAUCUAAUAUCAAACAUAAAAUAAAUUAAUUCAAUCUUUUUUUUAUUAAACAGAACAUCAUGCAAAAAUUUAUCAUUUUAUAUAAUAAAAAUAUUUUUUAUACAAACAAUGUAUUUUCAAAGAUAUUUGAAUGUUAACAAAACACUUAAACUAUAUAUACUGUAAGAUCCUAUUUUAUAUGCUGUUGACUCUCCUUCAAGGGGUUUUUUUUUAUUUAUGUGUGCGUUUUCAUCGAAUUAAUUGCAUAAGUUCUAUAAUGGCUUAGUUAUUAAUAGAAAUAUGCAAUGAACAAUAUUUCAAGGAGUGUUUAAAUUACUUCUAUAGUUUGUUAUCAUGCACUACAAGGUAUGACAUUUCACAUCAAUAAAAACUUUUUUUAUUUAUUUAUUUAUGUUUUAUUCUUAAAAGAAAAAAGAAAAAAAAGUAGAAAUAUAUAUAUCUAUAAGUAUGAUAGCGAACUGUAUUUUAUCGAUAGAGUAAAUCAGCAAUCUCAAUAUUAGAGAAAUAUUAUAUUAUGACCAAUAUUCAUUAAGACAUUUGAAUAUGUACAAUAUAUUUUUAAUUGAUCUAUUGUUUCGUUUAUAUUUUUAUAAAAUUAUAGUACUUCUAUUUUAUGUUAUGCUUUUAACAAUUAAUAGUAUUUGUAUAAUUUUAAUUUCUAAAUGCUUAUGAAAAUAAGCAAAACAUAUGUCGUCUUCGAAUAUUAGGAAAACAUAAUAUUAGGUAAUAAUAAUUUUUAUACACUGAAAUCAAAUAAUACAAUACAGUAUCAAAUAUAAAAUUAAUAUAAGUAGUAUUUAAUCUGUACAUAGUGGCAUUAUAAAUAGUGUUUUAGCGAUGAUUUUCAAAUUUGUCUUUGUAUCUUAAUGUAAUUUAUUAAAGGAAAAUAUGUAUAAAAUUAUAAAUUAUAUAUAUAUUAUAUAUAAUUAUAUUAACAUAUUUUGUUAAACUUUAUAAAAUUUUUGAUCUAAUUUAUUCUUUUUUCCUUUUUUUUUAAUGUAUAUGAUUUGUAAAACAGAUGUAUAUCUCUUGCAUUUAUUCUUGUAAAGAUGUCCCUACAUUUGAAAUAUAGGAAAUGGAUAUAUAGGGUGUCUCAGAAGAAAUCCAUACAACUUUACUAAUAUGUUUAGUAGGUUAUUCUGAAUCAAGAAGAUUGUAUACAGUUUUCAUACAGAUUUUCAUCUAUUGUUGAUUUAUUUAAAAAGAAAAAUUCUACACAUUUUCAAUGUAUUUCUUGACUUGCUUUAUUUUUAUAUUCUACAGCGGAUGUUCAGCAUGUCAUCCUUGUAAUGUACAUAACUACUGUAUCUGCGAUAUUUAAUUUUUAAUACUGUUAUUUGCAUUGGAUAUAUAUUGUAUUGGUUGUCUGAAAUUGUGAUUUCAUAUAAUUACAAAGGGAGAAAUCCAGUGGACUUAAAUUAGGUGAUUGAGGUGGCCAUAAGUUUGGUCCAUAUUAUCCUAUCCAUAUUUCAAGGAAAUGCAUAUUUAAAAAUGUAUAUUUACACAAAUAUAAAAUCUAGAGACAGAGUGAACUCACUAGUUACCAAUAGUUACAAUCUUAUACUGAUAUUUGAUAUACAGAGCAAACAAAAUUGACAUCAAAAUAGAACUAAGAAUUCCUAAGAUGUGUGAUCUUUUUAAAUUGCAAAUUAACAUACUGAUAAAGUUAAAUUUUCUUCUGAUACACCUUGUAUGCUAUUUAUUUUAAAUAAAUGAAAAGAAUUUUCUUA
Messenger RNA from Bombus pyrosoma, 10154 nucleotides. It is a transcript of the gene RasGAP1, whose product is annotated as GTPase-activating protein. Bases 279 to 3335 code for a protein of 1018 amino acids. The record is from RefSeq and is a predicted model, not a curated record. The transcript has 15 exons. Gene Ontology annotation, biological process: regulation of GTPase activity; intracellular signal transduction. NCBI's taxonomy places the organism in Eukaryota, Metazoa, Arthropoda, Insecta, Hymenoptera, Apidae.